Messenger RNA from Acanthochromis polyacanthus (spiny chromis), 3464 nucleotides. It is a transcript of the gene pheta2, whose product is annotated as PH domain containing endocytic trafficking adaptor 2. The transcript is spliced from 4 exons. Gene Ontology annotation, cellular component: trans-Golgi network; early endosome; recycling endosome. Gene Ontology annotation, biological process: endosome organization; receptor recycling; retrograde transport, endosome to Golgi. NCBI's taxonomy places the organism in Eukaryota, Metazoa, Chordata, Actinopteri, Pomacentridae. Bases 1482 to 2273 code for a protein of 263 amino acids. The record is from RefSeq and is a predicted model, not a curated record.
ACGAAUGUCAAAAUUUAAAGAAAAAGUUAACUAGUAAUGCAAAAGUUGUUAAUUAGCUCUGAUUAGACAUACUCCUAAACUCCUCUUGUUUCUGAUCUCAUAAUUGAUUUGCUGAAAAGAUUCUUUUUAAUUUUGUGCUUGAAUUUACCAACAGAUGUGUUGUACUACUUUUAUAUUUUUUUUAGCUUUUCAUUUUAUGUGUCAUCAUUGAAGCUUCUGCAGUCAAAUAAUUACUUAGUUGACACUUGGGAAGCCCAAGGUAUGACAGGUUUUUUGGAACAGCUAUGUGAAUUUCUAUGUAGCUAUAUCGAACUGCAGCUGCAUCAAACUGAAGAACAUCUAAACCUGAUCCAUAUGUUGUUGAAAACACUAAAGUAUUAAAAUAUUUACAGAUAAAAAUAAUCUAAUAUGUUUUUGUAUUAACAUUUUUUCAAUACCUUUAAUUGUGACACACAAGAAUGAAUUAUGUGAUAAAUCCCACAGUGCUGGACUAAUUGUGACAUUUUUGUGCUGUACUGUUGACACUUUUCAUUAAUAUAUCCAUUAAACUCAGUGCUUUUCCCCCUAUACCCCAGCUGGGAACUAAGAUGAAGCAAAAAGUCACUGUUGAGGUUUCAAAUGUUUUGGAUCCUUAAAGACGGUGUUCAGGAAUGUAACACUUUUUUUUUUUUUUACACUCGUAUGUAAUCUGAAACUCUGUGGUGUAGAAACACGUCUACAGUAUAUAAGGCCCUGGAAGUCUUAACACUUCAGACCCUUUUAGCUUCAGAAUUCCUUGAGGUCCAUUAGGAUAAAAAGGAUAAGUGGCCAUCAGAAAUAGACACAACUAGUGAAGAAAUGCUGAGAGACAUUUUCCUAAAGGUCACUGAAUGUCUUUCUGCUAUUACUUGCAUUAAUAAACAUUAAGUACAUCUAAAUAAAGUUCUGUAUGUCUCUCUGAAGAAUCAAUCAUCUACCAGUAGGGAUAUCUGUGCCACAAAAGAACAGAGAUUAAAAUAAAAUGUAUGACAAAAAGAAAAGUAACAGAAAAUGCAGAAGCAAGAGAGCUGAAGCAGAUGCAUCAGACCUCAAACUCCACUUCAACAUUUAGCAUCUCACUUCCAGGUAGCACUUCUUGUCAGCGAGUCCGGUUUGUGCGGCCCGUCGGCUCAAGGCAGAGUGAAGCGUAGAGGAGAGAGAGAAUAUAAUGUGUCAGGAUUUUGUUACCAGGAAGUGGGCCGAGUUAUUUAUAUUUCAACACCCGUCCUCUUGUACCCGAGGGACAACCAGUGGUAGUAACCUGAAACUAUAUAUUCAAGCGUUGUCUGGUCCUGGACGAUUCAAACUGAUGGAGAACAAUUGGCUUCACGCUCAGGAACGACAAGAAUCCAAAGAAAAUUUCUGUAAAUGUAAAUAAUGUAAAGACUGUGUGGAGGGUGAAGUGGCCCUGUGAGGGACGCAGCAGUGGAAGAGUAUAAAUACCUUCCACAUGCUGUGUUGGGAUGAAGCUCCAUGAGAAGAUUUUGACUCAUUACCUAUCAUGCACCUCUCCGGUAGACAAAGAGGGAUAUCUUUAUAAAAAGAAAGAGCGAAAUGCCACCUACCAGCGGCGGUGGUGUGUCCUAAAGGCCAACCUGCUGUUCUACCAGGAGCGUCCAGGUGACCGACACCUGCUGGGUGUCAUUGUUCUGGAGCGAUGUGCAGUUCGCAGGGCAGAGUCCGAUGCGCAGUUCGCCUUUUCCCUGGUGUUCGGGCCCGGACUCAAAACCUACAGGUUUGCAGCAGUGGAUCGACAGACGCAGGAGAGCUGGGUGAAGGCUUUGCUGUCGGCCAGCCACUGUUACCUCUCUCUGCUGGUGAGAGACCUGGGGAGGCAGUAUGAAGAAGCUAAACAGCAAAAAGGCUCUGGCGAAUCCCGUUCCUCCAUCAGUCCCCUCAAACCGUCCACAUACAGCUUCCUAUUCACUGCACAGGGACCAACAACAGCAGCGGUGGUCAGGGAGGGAAGGAGCAACAGCGACAGCACUGUUUUACAAGCACCUCCAAAACCAACCAAAGUGGUGGCUAAAAAGUCUCCCAAAUUGUGGCACAGAAGAAAUGCUUACGUGACACCGCUGAAUGGACCAGCACCUCUGUACGGGGAAUGGCCUUUGGUGGGCUUUGACCCGCUUGAGGACUUCCGCAAACUUCACGAUUAUUAUGGCCAAGAAGUGAAGAAAGCACGAGAAGAAUGGCUGAGGAGUCGGCAAACAGAGGAGGAACGCAGCGAUGAAGAUCUCAUUGACCUGGGGUGAAAAAAACAGAUUCACAAAGAGGAACUGAGACGAAACGAUUCAUGUGUGUCAAACAGGAAGUGAACCUGAAGUGUUUUGCUGUAUUUAUAGAGUCUGAGGCACAGACACCUGUUAAUGUGCUGGAAGUUAACCUGCUUCACAUGACCAGCUUGAAGACUUUCAGAUUUAGGGCAGAUGCUGUUGGUGUCUGCACAUCUGCACUUUUAGGCCCUUUUCCCUGCAUUUUGACAUCACAUAGUGAAAGCACAGGUUAACAGGAGUAACCUCUGCUCUAUUUAAGUGUCCCAGGAAGCCGAGACAGUCAACAUGCACGACACAAAAACACUGAAAAUGGAAUUCAGUCAUCAUUCACUUCAGAAUUUAAGGGUGCAAUCUGCAAUUAUAGAGCAGGACUGUUGAUAUUUAGCCAGUUAGUGUAUUUAGAUAGUAGCAUGUGCCAGAUUUACCGUCCCAUAUCCCACUUUCCCGUUGAACAUAUAAGUUCAUGCACGGGACAAAUUGGGAAAGUGCCCACAUUGUUUUCAGACAAUGUAGAAGACCACAAUGAGAUAUUCACUGAAUUUGACAUAAAAGUAUUAGAGGUAAAGUGUGUGAGAGGAAGAAAAAAUCUCUUCAAACUAAGACAAUCCUCAGAUCAAAAUAUCUUUUUAAUAUUGACAUGUCCUGGCUGGACUGUUAAAAAGAUGCCGUGCUCCUGCCUGACUGUAUAUAUAGACAGAAAUUCCUCAGCUCACUGGCACUGAGCCCAGAACAGGAAAUAAGAUGUUAUACGUGGGCAUUUUUUUCCAGCCCAGCACUCGGACAUGUCAAUAAUAAUAAAGAGAUUUCAAUGAAAGGAAUAUCUUGGUUUGGAGAUGCUUUUAUCUCUUGACACCAAAGAACACUGACCAAAAUUUUAAAAAAGUCUGAAUUAAGACGUUCUACAGACAGAGAACACCUAUAAUUGUAUAUUUUAUUAUAAUUGCAGACUCUACCAUAAAAAUCCCAUUCCUUUUGUUUGUCUUUAUGUUCUUCUUGCUAACUGGAACCUGCACACUUGCUGCUAGUUGUGCUUCCUGAGCCGUUAAUCUUCCAUAAGUGGUGCAAUUUACACUUUCCUCCGCAGCAUAAAAAUGCUUUAUGAGGCAGUAUUAAGGCAGUAUUAUAUAUUUUUCAUUGCAUGCUAAAAUAAAAUUGAUAUGUUGAUUUAAA